UAUUUUCUGUUGGUUGCGGUCAGGCUGACGUCUGUCAUUCAUUCUGUAAUUUGGAAAUUCAUUCAGCUGAAGGCAAAAUGUCUGUUUUCAUAUAUUUCGUCUAAAAAUAUUUACCUUAUUUACCUAUAAAACAACGCAUCUUUGUUCGUUUUGUACUUCAUAUCCGAUAAACAAAGUUACGACUUUGCGUGAAGAUUAUUAAAAUUGAAUAAAGUUAUCGCACAAUAAUGGAUUCGUGCACUGGAGUGGAGCAAGAUUUGGACAAAGCCUUAACAAAAUUCAACUCUCUAAAUGAUCAUACAAACAGAGUUCUGCAGGACAUUAUAGACCAAGUUGAAGAACUGCGAAAAGAAAUCGCAAAACAGCCUGAAAACACACCACUGUCUCCAGCACAAGCUAUGGUGGUUAGUGAUUUAGCCUCAUCAGUCAAACAGACUGUGUUUCAAAUGUCUACAGAGCAUAGAGAACUCCAUGCUACAGUGUCUAGAGUGGGCAAAUCAAUUGAUAGGCACUUCAUUGCUGAUUAUGCCUCUGUGGCACCCAAGGCUGAGUCCUUUUGCAAUGACACCAACAGGCCUAUUAUGGAACAGGCUAUUGCUCAACAUUUAUAUAGACAGGGUUUAGAGGACGUCGGCGACACGUUCGUCGAAGAAGCGAAGGUGACGGGCGUGGAGCGAACUUGUACGUUCGCGUUACUGCAGCGCUGUGCCGCCGCUCUGUCCGAGGGCGAUCCCAGCGCAGCCCUGCACUGGACCGAGAGGAGGGCUCAUGAGCUACAUAACUCACCGCUGCCGUUUACUUUGCAUAGGAUGCAGGCGUUCAAGCUGGCGCGCGAGCAGGGCGUGGGCGCGGCCAUCGCGUACGCGCGGCGCUGCUUCCCCGCGCACGCCGCGCGGCACGAGCGCGCGCUGCAGGCCGCCGUGUGCGCGCUCGCCUGGUGCACGCCGGGCGCCGGCCCCGCGCCCGACAUCUACCAGCACCUGCUCGACCCCAAGGCGCUCGGUACGUACACAGCACUCGCUGCAGGCCGCCGUGUGCGCGCUCGCCUGGUGCACGCCGGGCGCCGGCCCCGCGCCCGACAUCUACCAGCACCUGCUCGACCCCAAGGCGCUCGGUACGUACACAGCACUCGCUGCAGGCCGCCGUGUGCGCGCUCGCCUGGUGCACGCCGGGCGCCGGCCCCGCGCCCGACAUCUACCAGCACCUGCUCGACCCCAAGGCGCUCGGUACGUACACAGCACUCGCUGCAGGCCGCCGUGUGCGCGCUCGCCUGGUGCACGCCGGGCGCCGGCCCCGCGCCCGACAUCUACCAGCACCUGCUCGACCCCAAGGCGCUCGGUACGUACACAGCACUCGCUGCAGGCCGCCGUGUGCGCGCUCGCCUGGUGCACGCCGGGCGCCGGCCCCGCGCCCGACAUCUACCAGCACCUGCUCGACCCCAAGGCGCUCGGUACGUACACAGCACUCGCUGCAGGCCGCCGUGUGCGCGCUCGCCUGGUGCACGCCGGGCGCCGGCCCCGCGCCCGACAUCUACCAGCACCUGCUCGACCCCAAGGCGCUCGGUACGUACACAGCACUCGCUGCAGGCCGCCGUGUGCGCGCUCGCCUGGUGCACGCCGGGCGCCGGCCCCGCGCCCGACAUCUACCAGCACCUGCUCGACCCCAAGGCGCUCGGCGCGGAAGCAGCAGAGCUAUUUAUAAAGGAAGCUUGUGCGUUACUCCGUCUCGCGCCGCUGUCGCCUCUGGCGGGCGGCGUGUUGGCGGGGGCCCGUGUGCUGCCCGCAUUACACGACAUCAGAGCCAAGAUGACGCAUCCACAUGUCAUCGCUGCGUGGUCUGAUGAUGAACUGCCUUUUGAGGUGGACCUCGGCGAAGAUGGUGGCGGCUACCACUCAGUGUUCGCGUGCCCCAUCCUCCGGCAGCAGGCGUCGGAGCAGAACCCGCCGAUGCGGCUGCUGUGCGGACACGUCAUAUCCAGGGACGCGCUCAACAAACUCGCUAUGGGUGCCAAAUUGAAAUGCCCCUACUGCCCGAUGGAGCAGUCGCCGGCCGAAGCCCGACAGAUAUAUUUCUCGUGAACAGUUUAGUUCAUAGAUCGUUGUUAUUUACUUGAAAUAUUUUCCACUGGUAGCACAAGGAACGAACAUGCCACGGAUAAGACAUGUUGACACAAGAGUUUGUAAUAUACGAUUUUUCAUAAAUAUAGCUAAAGAGAUUAAGGAAAAUACAGAUUUGAGUCGUUUUGUAUUUAGGUUGGCCUUCGGUUGUUUCUUUGUCUAGAUUCGAUGAUCUGGGUUACCAGAACAAUGAUUAUACUUCUAAUUUUAAAAACUUUUUUUAAGUAACCUAAUCGAAGGUUUUAGGAUUAACAUACAGGACUGAAAAAUAACAUUUGAUAUAAAUUCUGUUAUUAACAUGAAUUGCUAAAGUGACAAGUUAAUUUAGGAUUAUUUUUAAGAUUGGACUGUUGACGGAAAAAGUAAAAAACAAGUGCUGGGAUUAAACAAAAUUUAACGCGUGAGCAAAAAGUCAUAGAAUUUAAGUUUGAUCUAAAUAUUCUUCACGUGGAUAGAAGGGUGAUGAAAAGAAGUCAUCCUAUUGGAUAAUUAUGUGCAAUACAGCUGCGAAUAUAGGUUUUUUAAAGAAUUUGAAAUUACUCUUUCAUAAAAGUGGCAGAAAGAAGAUACUCCAUAGAAAUAAUCUUUUAGUAACAUACGUUAAACAGGUAAUAUGGGUUUCUUCUGUAUUUAUACGACUGUAAAAAAAUCAUACAUAGUGUAGUCAGAUUUGCUAGGUUUUUUAAAGAAAUAGACAAAGGACAGAAAAUCUUUGUAACGGUGGUGUCUUAAUAAUGUCGAACGUUGGAAAUAAUAUUCUAAUAGAUGUUAAAUAAGGUAGAUAACACUAUAUUGUAAUUUUAAGACAAAUAUUAUUAUUGUAUGUUUACGUACUGACUGGUUGUAGAGCCAUGCUUUUGUUCUUUUUUGUAAUAAAAUGAAUUCAGUAUUCAA
This is a messenger RNA of Helicoverpa zea (corn earworm), 3011 nucleotides long. RefSeq names its product E3 ubiquitin-protein transferase RMND5B (gene Sou). Gene Ontology annotation, cellular component: cytoplasm; nucleus; GID complex. The coding region runs from base 228 to 2078 and encodes 616 amino acids. The transcript has 9 exons. Gene Ontology annotation, biological process: proteasome-mediated ubiquitin-dependent protein catabolic process. The record is from RefSeq and is a predicted model, not a curated record. Gene Ontology annotation, molecular function: ubiquitin protein ligase activity; protein binding. NCBI's taxonomy places the organism in Eukaryota, Metazoa, Arthropoda, Insecta, Lepidoptera, Noctuidae.